This is a messenger RNA of Lontra canadensis (Northern American river otter), 875 nucleotides long. Its product is annotated as heterogeneous nuclear ribonucleoprotein H-like. Gene Ontology annotation, cellular component: ribonucleoprotein complex; nucleoplasm. The record is from RefSeq and is a predicted model, not a curated record. Gene Ontology annotation, biological process: regulation of RNA splicing. Lineage: Eukaryota; Metazoa; Chordata; Mammalia; Carnivora; Mustelidae. Gene Ontology annotation, molecular function: RNA binding.
CUAUGAUCCACCACGAAAACUUAUGGCCAUGCAGCGGCCAGGUCCCUAUGACAGACCUGGAGCUGGCAGAGGGUAUAACAGCAUUGGCAGGGGAGCUGGCUUUGAAUGGAUGAGGCGUGGUGCUUAUGGUGGAGGUUAUGGAGGCUGUGAUGAUUAUAAUGGCUAUAAUGAUGGCUAUGGAUUUGGGUCAGAUAGAUUUGAAAGAGACCUCAAUUACUGUUUUUCAGGAAUGUCUGAUCACAGAUAUGGGGAUGGUGGCUCUACUUUCCAGAGCACAACAGGACAUUGUGUACACUUGAGGGGAUUACCUUACAGAGCUACUGAGAACGACAUUUAUAAUUUUUUUUCACCGCUCAACCCUGUGAGAGUAAAUAUUGAAAUUGGUCCUGAUGGCAGAGUAACUGGUGAAGCAGAUGUCGAGUUUGCGACUCAUGAAGAUGCUGUGGCAGCGAUGUCAAAAGACAAAGCAAAUAUGCAACACAGAUAUGUAGAACUCUUCUUGAAUUCUACAGCAGGAGCAAGCGGUGGUGCUUACGAACACAGAUAUGUAGAACUCUUCUUGAAUUCUACAGCAGGAGCAAGCGGUGGUGCUUAUGGUAGCCAAAUGAUGGGAGGCAUGGGCUUGUCAAACCAGUCCAGUUACAGCGGCCCAGCCAGUCAGCAGCUGAGUGGUGGUUAUGGAGGUGGCUACGGUGGCCAGAGCAGCAUGAGUGGACAUGGCAGCCAAGGAGCAGUGAACAGCAGCUACUACUGUAGCGGAAGCCGAGCAUCUGUGGGCGUGAACAGAAUGGGAGGGAUGUCUAGCAUGUCCAGUAUGAGUGGUGGAUGGGGAAUGUAACUGAUCCUGAUCACUGACUCUUGGUCACCGUUUUUUU